Molecule: messenger RNA, 1747 nt
Organism: Phoenix dactylifera (date palm)
Lineage: Eukaryota; Viridiplantae; Streptophyta; Magnoliopsida; Arecales; Arecaceae
Product: alpha/beta-Hydrolases superfamily protein
Source: RefSeq, a predicted model, not a curated record
ACCCCCCUUCCCUUCCGAUCGGAUCUGUUAUUUCCUUUUCUAGGAUAACUCUCAUUCCACCCCCGUCCCAACCCUCCGUUUUAAUAAUGGCACGAUUUAAUGAACCCGCUCCUCCGCCACCUGGUCUCUGUUUCCUCACCUCCCACGCCUCCCUCCCUUCCCUUCCACCAGCAUCGCUCCCACCUCUCCCGUAAAAAUAAACACCGCCCGGAGGCCAAAACAACGCCAAGAAAAGUAGAAGCAGGAACGAAUGGAAUCCAGGAAGGCCAGAACGCAGAGAAAUAUUAGAUAUGGAGAGAGAGAAGAAAGGCGACGCCUUUGGAGAUAGAUAGAUCCUGGUGUCGGAAUUCGGUCAUCGAAUACUUGAACGCGGUUUUAAGGAUUACAAGCGUAGAGGAGUGGAGAGGAAAGGAGGAAGGGGAGAAGGGAGAAGGGAAAGGGAAGAGGAGGAGGAGGAGGGAAUGGGGAACGUGACGUCGUCGGUGGCGGCGAAAUUCGCGUUCUUUCCGCCGGAGCCGGCGACAUACGAGGUGGUGAGGGAGGGGGGAGGGGGAGGGAGGCUGUUCAUGACGGGGGUGUCGCCGGACAAAAACGUGGAGGUGCACCUACUGGAGACCAAGGCCGGGAACCGGAUCGCCGCCGCCUUCUGGCGACACCCCCUCGCUCGCUUCACCGUCCUCUACUCCCACGGCAACGCCGCCGACCUCGGCCAGAUGGUCGACCUCUUCCUCGAGCUCCGCGCCCACCUCCGUGUCAACAUCAUGAGUUAUGAUUACUCUGGUUAUGGGGCUUCCACUGGGAAGCCAUCGGAGUUCAAUACGUACUAUGACAUAGAGGCUGUUUAUGAUUGUUUGAAGAAAGAGUAUGGGAUAAGACAGGAGGAUCUGAUUUUGUAUGGCCAGUCUGUUGGUAGUGGACCUACAUUGCACUUGGCUGCACGCUUGCAGAAACUGAGAGGUGUUGUCCUUCAUAGUGCAAUCCUAUCAGGCAUACGUGUCUUGUACCCUGUGAAGGUGACAUUCUGGUUCGAUAUUUUCAAAAACAUUGACAAGAUACGACAGGUCAGCUGUCCUGUUCUUGUAAUACAUGUAAGUCCUUAUCCAUUGGACAUGGAACAGCUGAUGAUAUUGUUGAUUGGUCCCAUGGAAAGCGCUUGUGGGAGCUAUCCAAAGAAAAGUAUGAUCCACUAUGGGUCAAGGGUGGUGGUCAUUGCAAUCUAGAAACUUAUCCUGAGUACAUCAGGCACCUGCGAAAAUUUAUCAGUGCAAUGGAGAAGCACUCUCUCUCAAAGCAGCAGAAACAAAGCAAUGCACCUGCAUCGACCAUCGCCGAAGUCAAACACAACAAGUGUUUGAGAUUCGGCUUAAAAUGACAUCCUCUGACGGGAUUCAGAAGCAGUUCACUCUUUUAGGAGCCGGUUACCUGUUCAUGGAUGCCUGCUGGUUUCCUAGAUGUAAAAAGAAAAAAAAAGGCUUAUACAGGCAUCUCAUCUGGAGUAUGAUCUCAGUGACAAACAUGAAUCAGCUUUAGAUGUUCUGUCCAGAAAGUUGAUACACCUUUUGAACGCUGGGCAGAGAACACAAAUCCUGAGAAGAUCUUAAUCGACAAACUAUUGUUUCUGGGGUCAAUUUGCUCUUGAGAAUUGAAUUAUUUGUAUGACUUUGCGAGAUCCCGGGUUUCUGUAAACACUUUCGGAUCUGAAAGCAAAUAUAUGUUUCGUUCUCUCUUAUUUAUUUUCAAACUAGUA